CCACGUCCCGCGCUCCGCCCCACCAGCGCGCACGCGUGAAGGGGGCGGGGCCUGCCGCGAUUGGCUCCUCCGCGGUGACGCGGCAAGGCAGGCGGAAGUGAGGGCGCUCCGGCCAUGUUACGGCAGGAUAGCAGUGAUGACAUUGAAGAUGUGUCUCUCUUUGAUGCAGAUGAUGAUGUAUCCAGGAGAUCAAAAAAGUCCAAAAUAAGGCAUCCCGUGGCAUCAUUUUUCCACUUAUUCUUCCGAGUCAGUGCGAUCGUUGUCUAUCUGCUCUGUGAGCUCUUAACUAGCAGCUUUAUCGCCUGCAUGGUGACAAUUAUCCUCCUCUUGUCGUGUGACUUUUGGGCUGUAAAGAAUGUCACAGGGCGACUCAUGGUUGGCCUUCGCUGGUGGAACCAAGUGGAUGAUGAUGGUAAAAGUCACUGGGUGUUUGAAGCCAGGAAGGUAUCAGCACAAAGGAGUAAAAGCUCCUCGGAAGCAGAGUCCCGAAUUUUCUGGUUAGGUCUGAUUACCUGCCCUAUGAUCUGGGUGAUAUUUGCUUUCAGUGCACUCUUUUCUUUCAAAGUGAAAUGGCUGGCAGUGGUUGUGAUGGGAGUGGUGCUUCAGGGAGCCAACCUUUAUGGUUAUAUCAGGUGUAAAGUUGGCAGCAGGAAGAACUUGACGAGCAUGGCGACCAGCUAUCUUGGAAAGCAGUUCUUGCGGCAGACUGUGGCUAAAGAAGACCAACCGCCAUCCUGAGUGUAGCAGAAGCCUCAAUCCAGAUUCACAGUAGUGAACAACAGGGAACGUUGCUCUGACCAUGAGAUUUGGGAGCUGCAUACAUGAGGUGUGAAUUAAAAGAAGUAAAUAAAUUGUGCAAGACUUCAGGUUAACACUCCUAGCAGCUUAUAUUCGAUUUUCCACUAGCAGUUUGUCUUUUAAGUCCUUUCUUUAGUUGAUUAGUUAGAAUUAAUUUGCCUAAACUUUAAAUUAAUAACUAUCCUAGGUGGCUCUCAUACAGGUUUAGAACUACUGGAUGAGUUAAGAGAAAACUGCUGCACAUCCUUCUUCAGAAAAACCAUGCACAAGCCGAGCCUUCUGUUACCCAAGAACUCCCCCAGUUCCUCCAGCAGUUGGUGCCUCAGAUUGUUUCAGUUGUGGAUGUUGCUGCGUUUUGUUCUUGGAGGUCAUUGCUGCUUCUGUUACAGAGUUUAGACAGUGCUCUUUUGGCUCCACAGCUCCCUCAUUCUGUGAUCUGAAUGGCACUGAGGUGGUUGCAGUGAAGGACAUCUAAAGGAAGUAUUGCUGUUGGCCUAGUGGGGGGGAUCACUAAAGCCUUGUGGGAACUGCAGGAAGUGACUUCCAAACAGCUCUGGUCAUUUAUUUAUUUACCUGAAGCAUCCCUGGAAGUCUUAGUAACAUCUUAAACCCCUGGAUUUAUGGGAAAUCCCUCUUCUACCUGUAUGGAGAGUGUAGCAAGAGUAAAACCAGUUUCUGAGGAAGGUUGCUGCACAAUUUCAGAGAGUGAAUUUGGGAGCAGUUACUGUAUAACGCUGCUGAAGGGAUGCAUCUGACACACAUGCUGUGUGGCAGCACGUGUUUGAUGCUACAGGUCUCUCUAGCCAGAAGGGUGUAGAGUGAUGUGAUCUGCAGUUUCCUCACCAGCUCCUCACACAGGGUCACAGGGAAUGUGACUGACAGGGUUCUACAUUCCUUGAAUCCAUACAGUAUGCUGUCCUUAAUCCGUGCACCCCAAGGAGUCUGUGAGCUGGGAAAAAAAGCCUUUUGUAGGGUUGUGAAAUGUUGACUUGCAGUGUUCACUUAAAUGGCAGAAAGUGGUGUGUUUUUGUGUGAAAAGCUGUAUGAAGGGGUCAGUUCCUUCUUGUCAUGUAAUUUUGUUCAGGGCAGAUUGUACUUUCCCAGCUUUGAAUGAGGUACUUUAAAUGAAGAAUGUGUUUUGAAUAAUGGGUAUUGUAAAUUGUGGGAUUGCAUUGACAUGAUUUAUCUCCCUGUACUGUGGCAGUACCUGGGAGGUGUACAUUUGUUGAACUCUUUGGAUUGAUACUUCCUUUUGUAAAUAUGUAUUUAUACAAUCUUGAAAUUAAAAUGAUGCUUUGUUUAACCAGA
This is a messenger RNA of Neopsephotus bourkii (Bourke's parrot), 2106 nucleotides long. Its product is annotated as Golgi apparatus membrane protein TVP23 homolog B-like. The coding region runs from base 115 to 738 and encodes 207 amino acids. The record is from RefSeq and is a predicted model, not a curated record. Gene Ontology annotation, biological process: vesicle-mediated transport; protein secretion. Gene Ontology annotation, cellular component: Golgi membrane. The transcript is spliced from 7 exons. Lineage: Eukaryota; Metazoa; Chordata; Aves; Psittaciformes; Psittacidae.